Messenger RNA from Gryllus bimaculatus (two-spotted cricket), 1464 nucleotides. Lineage: Eukaryota; Metazoa; Arthropoda; Insecta; Orthoptera; Gryllidae. The record is from the annotation of a GenBank genome assembly.
AUGCCGCAAGAAGAAGAAGAAGAAGAAGAAGAAGAAGAAGAAGAAGAAGAAGAAGAAGAAGAAGAAGAAGAUGGAGGAGGAGGAGGAGGUGGUGGUGGAGGAGGAAGAGGAGAGAAUGCCAUUGUUAUUCGAGAUCUUGCAUUUUUGCUACUUAGAAUAAUGAUGAGUUUUCGGCCUCUUGUUACCAGACUGUUAGCAAUUAAAAGCGAUGUGUUCGGAGGUAUCAGCAGAAAUUUUGCCACAAACGUCGAUCUUCCAAAGAUAGGAAUUGGAGUUAAUUAUCGACGCCGCAUAAAAUUUCCUGAUGAAUAUACCGUGAAACCAUUGGAAGUCCAAAACCUCGGUGGGAGGGAUCCUGUAACAGGGCGAAAGAUUGUCAAUGGCAUAGGUGGAGGCAUAAAGCACAAAUACCACUGGGUGGACCUCAAGCGAUCAGGUCCCAAGGAGGGCCCUCCAUUGGUGGAAAAAGUUCUUGAAAUUAUUGUGUGUGGUAACCGUGGUGCUCAUGUGGCCCUUGUGGGCAGCGGAGACCGUCUGCGAUACAUCUUAGCAUCAGAGAACAUGAAACCUGGAGACUUAAUUGAAACAUCAGGCCACAUACCAAGAAAUGCAGUACGAGCCAAGGAAGGAAAUGCAUACCCAUUAGCAGCACUACCAGUAGGUACCGUGGUCCAUAAUGUUGAGAAAUUUCCUGGCGAGGGUGGAAAGUACGGUCUUUCUGCUGGUACAUUUUGUACCAUUUUGCGGCAUUUGGGAGAUAGAAUAAUUGUUCAACUUUCUUCAAAACGGGAGGUAUCACUGGCACGGGAAUGCAUGGCGACUGUUGGAAGGGUGUCAAAUGUAAUACAUAACCAGAUCCCCAUUGGUAGCGCUCAAAGGAGUCGUGAAUUGGGAAACCGUCCCCGGUCGGGCCUGUGGCAGCGUAAGACUGGGCGGCAUGGUCGGAAACUUCGAAGACUUCCUCCUAUUCAGGAGAAUGUGAAGGAACUGUUCAAGAAGCAGAUACCAUCAACAAGUGUGGAACAGAUAGAAAUUCGGGUGACACAGAAGAAUGAAGAUGGCAUCAGAAAGAGUUUCACACAAAAACCAAGUUUACGCAGGCACAUGCGCAUCCACACUGAUGAGAAAGUGUUUCAGUGCACUUUCUGUACGAAGAGCUUUACCCAAGCAGGUCGGUUACAAACACAUUUAAAUAUCCAUACCGGCGAUAAACCUUAUCUGUGUUCUAUUUGUGAGAAAGGCUAUACUCAAAAAGGAAAUUUAGUAAAACACAUGCGCAUCCAUUCUGAUGAGCAACCUUUCCAGUGCCCCAUCUGUCCGAAAACCUUUAGCUUAAAGGAAAAAUUGUAUCAACACGUGGACGUCCAUUCUGAUGGAAAACUUUAUCAGUGUCCGGUCUGUGAAAAGAGCUUUACACUGAAAGCACAAUUGCGUGCCCAUUUGGGCAUCCACAUUUCAAAAUAA